Messenger RNA from Purpureocillium takamizusanense, 668 nucleotides. RefSeq lists its product as uncharacterized. Bases 217 to 546 code for a protein of 109 amino acids. Lineage: Eukaryota; Fungi; Ascomycota; Sordariomycetes; Hypocreales; Ophiocordycipitaceae. The transcript is spliced from 2 exons. The record is from RefSeq and is a predicted model, not a curated record.
GAACCGCCAACCGCGAAUGACGGAGACUCCAGCAACCACCCGAGGAUCCCUGCUCGUUCGACAGGUCCUCGCUCACUGUAUUCGGGUGACAAAUCUCAUCCCGAUGGCUUUUUGAACGAGACUGCGUCAACUACCUGCUUAUCCGAGGCCGUCGAACGGCGACGCAUCUCACCUGCUCGAGCACCCGCAACGGUUUGUGACGUCUUCCGUCCCAUCAUGAAGACCCACGGCUCCCUCCAGGACGAGGAAGCCAACGCCGCCGCGUGGGAGGCUGGCAAAGGCGCGCUCCUCGGCGCCGCGAAAUGGGGAGCCGGCGCGGCCAUCCUUGGGGCGAUUGGCUACGUCUGGUCUCCCAUAUACCGCAACACGACGGUGCAGUUUAAAGUAUACCUGCAAAUGUCCGGCAUGGUUCUCGGCGGCAUGAUCGAGGCGGACUGGCGGCUGAGGCAGUACGAGUAUCAGAUGAGGAUGCAGAGGAGGUGGCUCCGCGAAAAGGCCAAGUGGGAGCGCUACGAGCAAGAGUUCUCGGAAAAGAACGACAAGUAAGGACGCGGACAUGUAACAUUAUCCAUUCACGCAGCCGGGUCUUUGAGCCCCCAACGAUACCGACACCUCGAGCCUAGAUGUACAAGCCUGUACGCAGAUUUCUAACAAGACCCUGCCAACUC